Molecule: messenger RNA, 393 nt
Organism: Drosophila navojoa
Lineage: Eukaryota; Metazoa; Arthropoda; Insecta; Diptera; Drosophilidae
Source: RefSeq, a predicted model, not a curated record
UUCGCCAGUGGAGCGAUCUCAACGAGAAAUACCAAAUAUAUACGAAAAAGGAACUACAUAUACAUAUACCAACACAUAAAUACCAAAAAUGUCAGCUGCAAAUAAAGUGAAUUACUUGGUCGGCGCUACGUCGCGUUACAUUGCCGGACGGCAUGCCGUGCAGACGGUCUACUGGCGCACCUCCUCCGGACCCGAUUCCCGCAUGCUGAAGACGAAGAAGACGUGCGAGUUCGAUCGCAGCUCCAAGGCGCCGCAAAGCGUGCGAAUGCAGCGAUACAAUCGCAGCUUCAUCAACAAGGAGUAGCAAAGCCCGCCACGAACAAAACUUAUAUAGUUCCUACAUUGUAUAUACAUAUAUUUCGAUUAAGGUAUAUUUAUUGAGCGAAAAAAAGA